GGAAGUCGUCAACCGCUGCACAACACUGAUGCAGGAGUUGGCGGAGAAGAACAAGCUGAAGUCUCACAUGAAGGUGCCCUUCUUCUGCGCCCUGGUGGAGAUGGCAUGUCGGGAGGAGGGAAUCACCAAGACGGUGCACGACCUCGCGCAGGCCAACAGCGGCGCAUUCGCCAUGAAAGCCGAGGUGGAGCUCCUGCAGGUGCAGCCGCUGGAGGGCCGAGCCCUGCGGGCCAACUUCAAAGCUCCACAGGCCACCAAGGUCCUGGCAAAGUCCCUGGCCUUUGACGGCGUGCAGGUGACACUAGCACCCUUGCAGCGACUGCCUGGCAGCAAUGAGGCCACUUGUAUGGUCACCUGGCAAGGUGCCAGAGAGGCUCAUGCGGGCCAGAUUGAGGAGCACCUGCGAAAGCAAGUGGACGAGCUGAACCAGGCCAAGCAUGAGGAGAAGAUCGCCAAGAAUAUCGCCAAGCAGAGUCAGCUGCUUUGCAUCGACUUGGGUCGUACGCGCACUCGCAUCAGCUCCGUUGAGGAGGAUCUGGCCAAGCGCUAUGUGGCCCGUUUGGGUCUUGCGGCGCAGGUGGUGGCACCCGCAAUGCACAUCGCCAAUCAAGCCUUGCAGCACGACUUCGUGAAGCAGGGCAAGGGGUUGCUGGAGCACUCCCUGGCUGCGGCGGCCAUGGCCAGUGCCAUCUUCAUCGUGGCCUGGCUGCUGGAUGCGGAGAUCAAGCCCAGGCUGGCAGAUGUGGCCACGGUGGUGAAAGUCAGCGAGGGCUCCGUGCAGACGGCCUACCGGCAAAUGCGCGAGCAGAUUCGAAAACUGCUGCCGAAGGGCUUCGUGAUCCAGCACAAGCUGGGCGUGGAGGGCUUGCCGAAACUUGAGGAGAAGACCCGGAAGCGCUCCGCCGACUUGAUGUGACGUGGAGUUGUAGCAGCAGACCUGCGAGUGGGCCUGGGAGCAUGGGGGUGCCAAGCACUCCACCUAGCCCGGUUUUGCGGCGGACAGCUGAAGGGCCUUGCGGGGUGAACUUGUGCAGAGCCCCCCUUUGGUCUGUCCCAACAGCAGCUGGUUCGGGAUGCA
This is a messenger RNA of Effrenium voratum, 1078 nucleotides long. The record is from the annotation of a GenBank genome assembly. Lineage: Eukaryota; Dinophyceae; Suessiales; Symbiodiniaceae.